This is a messenger RNA of Didymella exigua CBS 183.55, 1470 nucleotides long. RefSeq names its product seryl-tRNA synthetase. Gene Ontology annotation, molecular function: serine-tRNA ligase activity; tRNA binding; ATP binding. Gene Ontology annotation, biological process: mitochondrial seryl-tRNA aminoacylation. The transcript has a single exon. Gene Ontology annotation, cellular component: mitochondrion. Lineage: Eukaryota; Fungi; Ascomycota; Dothideomycetes; Pleosporales; Didymellaceae. Bases 1 to 1470 code for a protein of 489 amino acids. The record is from RefSeq and is a predicted model, not a curated record.
AUGAAAGCAAUAGGGAGGUCCCUCGGGGGCCGUCGUCUGCCCACAAGUGUCCAUCGCACAGCAUGCAAAACGUCACGUGCCUUCACCAAACCCGCCUUCGCCCCGAAGCCCAUCAUCGACAUCAAGCACAUCCGCAACGCUCCCGGCCUCUACGAGCAAAACUGCAUAGACCGCAACUACGGCGCACACGCCAACAGCUCGUGGCGCAUCGUCGAGCUGCACGAGCAAUGGCUCGCUCUCCAGAAAAGCGCGCGCGAGCUGCGGUCACGCAACAAGGCGCUGCGGGAGCAGAUCACGAAGGGCGGGGCCGAGAAGGACAAGGCAUUGGCUGAGGCAAAGGUGACGAAGAAGGAGCUGGGCGAGAUUGAGGCGAAGGAGUCGCAGCUGCAAGAAGAAAUUGAGGGCCUGGCGCAGGAUCUGCCGAACCUGAGCAGUGUGCACACGCCUGUUGGCACGGAGGCGGCGCUGGUGGACUACAUUGGCGAGCACCCUGAUCCGGGGAACGGCAAGCCGUGGAAGAGCCAUGUGGAUGUCGGGCAGCAGCUGGGGAUCCUGGACUUUAGCGGUGCGGCGCAGACGUCGGGGUGGGGGUGGUACUUCCUGGUCGGCGACGGUGCGAUGCUGGAGCAGGCGCUAGUGCAGUACGCGCUGAGCGUGGCGCGGCGGAAGAAGUGGAAGGUGGUUGCGCCUCCGUCGCUGGUGUACUCGCACAUUGCGUCGGCAUGUGGGUUCCAGCCGCGAGAUCAGCAUGGCGAGCAGCAGGUGUAUGCCAUUGAGCAGUCGGACAAGGACAAGGCGAAGCCGCAGCUGGCCCUGGCUGGGACGGCGGAGAUCCCGCUGGCUGGCAUGAAGGCCAACAGCGUCUUCGGCCCGUCGGAGCUGCCCCUCAAGACGGUCGGGGUGAGCAGAUGCUACAGAGCGGAGGCUGGAGCCCGCGGCGCGGACACCAAGGGCUUGUACCGCGUGCACGAGUUCACCAAGGUCGAGAUGUUCGCGUGGACCGCGCCGGACCAGACUGGCGACGAGCACUUCACGGCGGGCGAUGCAUCGAGCUCGGCAGCCGUCUUCGAGGAGAUGCUCAGCAUGCAGCACGAGAUGCUGAGCGCGCUGGGUCUCCACUGCCGCGUCCUGGAGAUGCCCACCACCGACCUCGGCGCAAGCGCAAUCAGGAAGCGCGACAUUGAGGCGUUCUUCCCGUCUCGACGCUCGAUAGACGACGGCUGGGGCGAGGUCACGUCCACAUCCGUGUGCACCGACUACCAGACUCGACGGCUGCACACUCGUCUGCGCACGGCCAACGCCAACAAGCUCGAGUUCCCCUUCACGCUGAACGGCACCGCGCUGGCAGUACCGCGGGUGCUAGCCGCUAUCCUGGAGAACCACUGGGACGAGGAGAGCGCGACGGUCAGGAUACCACUGGUGCUGCAGCCGUUCAUGGGCGGGCAGACGCGGAUCUCGAAGCAAGCGUAG